Quercus lobata is the source of this 1422-nucleotide messenger RNA. RefSeq lists its product as uncharacterized. The transcript has a single exon. The record is from RefSeq and is a predicted model, not a curated record. The coding region runs from base 1 to 1422 and encodes 473 amino acids. NCBI's taxonomy places the organism in Eukaryota, Viridiplantae, Streptophyta, Magnoliopsida, Fagales, Fagaceae.
AUGGACAACCUUGAAAACAUGUGGAACAAACUCUCGCUUUUGGACUCAGAAGAAGAUGGGAUUCAAUGCACUGUUGACUCUUUAGCGCCUCGUCUCCUACUUGCUGCAAAAUUUCUAACGAAGAGGUUGACAAACAUUGAAGCUGUUGCUCGCACUUUCAAACCCCUAUGGAGAACACAGAGGGAUUUUAAGAUGAAGGAUAUGAGGGAAAAUGUGAUGGUUUUCGAGUUUGAGGAUGAAUGCGACCUUGAACGAGUCCUGGAACACGAACCUUGGACAUAUGACAAGCACCUGGUGAUUUUUGAAAGGGUAAUAGAGAAUGUUCCCAUCUCAGCCUUAUCUUUCAAGCUCAUUACUUUUUGGAUCCAGAUCCAUGACCUUCCAAUGCACAGCAUGACUUCAACAAUCCGUGACUCCAUUGGAAACUCACUUGGGAUGGUUCUUCCAAUGACGGACUCUGAAGAGGAAGGUGGGAAAGGUAAUUACCUAAGGGUGCGAGUACGCCUGGACAUAUCAAAACCACUUAGUCGGGUGCGAAAAAUUUGGUCUGAUGGUAGAGUGGUUGGAUGGGCUGCACUGAAGUAUGAAAGACUACCAAACUUCUAUUAUUGGUGUGGUCUAGUGACUCACGACGAACGGGACUGUGAAAUGUGGCUUCGCAGUAAGCGAACUCUAAAAAAGGAAGACCAACAGUUCAGUGCGUGGAUGAGAGCAGAAGCCGACUUGUCGUAUCGGAAAACAUCUUUGAUCGUCAAUGGUUCAUGUCCAAAAAAGGCUGCUCCACCCAAAGGGAAACACACUCGGGCUCCUUCACAGGCAACUGAAUCAUCUGGGGCUCAAUCCAACACUGUAGGAACGACGACGGCGGCAAUACCAUUUCCGGUGGCGGCAGAAGCUGAAACGGAAGGCGGUGAAGGUAACGUUCAAAACCCGGAUUUUCAGCAACCAUUAAAGCCUAUUGAUGAUGAGGCCCGUUACAACUCUUCCCAUCCGUUGGCCAUUGAUUUCACCUUCCAUAUUGGGACAGCCACUUUCAAUGCUAAUAACACACCCAAACCGAGCAGCCAUGCAAAACAAACCAUAGGUCAGCCAAAGCCCAAUACAAAAGCCCGAAACAAAACACCCACUCACCCCACACAUGGGCCAACUUUAGACACCAUCCCAGCAAGCCUUUCCGCCCCAACAGUCAAACGUGAAACCCCUAGCAGUGACCCAAAAGGCCCACAAGCAACAUGGAAAAGAUUAAUUCGUAACCCAGAACUAGGUAACCAAGAGGUGUGCAUGACAGACUCUGCCUCUCGCAGAGAACACUUUGAAACAGAGGAACUGCGACCAACAAAAAGACAAGCCUUGGUUGCCGACGAUGACUACCCUCUUCCUGCAACGGUGGUGGCUGUUGAUCAGCCCCGCCGAACCCAAUGA